AUUUGUUGUAUUUUGACUCCACCAAUCGGCACCAGAUGUUGUACCUUUUGUCAGUCCUUACAUUAGUGCUUAUCAGUGAGGAGGCGUUAUCUACGGACUACUGCAACAAGGAUCUGUGUCUGCCGGAGAUAACGCACAUCGCUUGCCGCAAUUACGGGGACUUUGAUGAGAGCUGUGGCAGUAGAGCGCUCAUCAUGAAGUUUCCCAUGCACCUGCGUGCCCACCUGUUGGCCGUCCUGAACGAUUUCCGGAAUACAGUGGCCAAGGGCCAGUAUCCGCACUUGCGUCCGGCUGCCCGGAUGGCAACACUCCGGUGGCACGAGGAGCUGGCCGGAUUGGCCAAGUUUGCAUUGAGACGUUGUGACUAUAUCGACGAGUACUGCAGCAAUACGGAUGCGUUCAGAUAUGUGUCGUAUAUAUAUGGCAGUACCAAGUGGUUGCACAUGGAGAAGGACCCCGUAUCCGUUCUGGACUUUGUGCUGCAGUUCUGGAUGGACGAUGUUAGGGGCUGCACGAUGGCACACAUCAAUGCCGAGAAACCGGCCAAAGAUGGGCAGUGUCGCGGCUACUUCACCCAGCUGGCCCAAGAUUUGACCGCCCACGUCGGCUGUGCGAUGAUGCUGCGAAGAAGCCACACAAGGGGACUCUAUCAGUACGGAGUGCUUUGUCACUUCUCACGCGGAAAGAUCGCCAAUGAGCUGGUUUACCGGGCCAGUGCUCAUCCGGGAAGUCGCUGCUAUGCGGGAACCCACUCCAUCUAUGAGGGGCUCUGCUCCCCCGAGGAGCAUGUUAAUCCAAAUGCCCUGCAAUUGGGCGAGCUCAAUUGAUUCGGCCACGCUGCAUUUAAUAAAUUUAGCUCUUAGGAUAGCUGUACACUUUA
Molecule: messenger RNA, 880 nt
Organism: Drosophila teissieri
Lineage: Eukaryota; Metazoa; Arthropoda; Insecta; Diptera; Drosophilidae
Product: antigen 5 like allergen Cul n 1
Exons: 3
Coding region: 36-827 (263 amino acids)
Source: RefSeq, a predicted model, not a curated record